Molecule: messenger RNA, 488 nt
Organism: Haliotis rubra (blacklip abalone)
Lineage: Eukaryota; Metazoa; Mollusca; Gastropoda; Lepetellida; Haliotidae
Product: serine protease inhibitor Cvsi-2-like
Exons: 4
Coding region: 96-407 (103 amino acids)
Source: RefSeq, a predicted model, not a curated record
UGACUCUUGUGUUGUUAUCUUUGAUAGUAAAAGUAUAAAAGAAGAUCAACCUUAUGACCACGUUACUCUGAAACCAUUUCGCUCAACCCUCAGAAAUGAAAGUUACACUGUUACUCGUCAUUGUCAGCGCUGUUAUUGUUGUGAUCUCCAGCGAGAUUUGCAGAGAUGAUAGUGACUGUUCUCACGUGACAUGUGACAGUACCUCGAGACUUGCCUGCUCUCAUGGACUAUGCACCUGUCUGGUUGCAGUCAAUGCUGGUUCCUGCUUUUCAGCCACGUGUACCGCCCGCGCCGACUGCGACAGCUGUCAGUGUAGAGACAGCCACACAGAACGUCACUGUUUCGACGGCCACUGUCUCUGUGGACGUGGUGCUUCUGGACCUGGUGGACCUGGCGUAGGGAAAUAAAGAAGGAGAAGCCCCCAUGGAAAAUUUUCAUAUCAAGUGAAUAUUUGUACAUGUACACUGUACAAUAAACCCAUUUGACUA